Molecule: messenger RNA, 5151 nt
Organism: Tripterygium wilfordii
Lineage: Eukaryota; Viridiplantae; Streptophyta; Magnoliopsida; Celastrales; Celastraceae
Product: myosin-6-like
Exons: 37
Coding region: 465-4814 (1449 amino acids)
Biological process (GO): vesicle transport along actin filament; actin filament organization
Cellular component (GO): cytoplasm; myosin complex; vesicle
Molecular function (GO): ATP binding; microfilament motor activity; actin filament binding
Source: RefSeq, a predicted model, not a curated record
UUCAAUAUGAAUAUAGACACUUGUGUUGGAUUUUAGAUCUCUUUUUCAAUGAUGUUUUUUGAAAUUAAUUCAAGCGAGCAAGGCUAUUGUUCUGGAUUUAAUCCAAUUAUAAAUGAAAAUCAUAUACAAAAAAAAAAUUAACUUAUUUAUUUUUUCCAUAAUUGUUUCCAGUUUAUAGGUUUUUUCCUAUCCGACAUUUUAUCUCUGGUGCUUCAACUCGGAGUAAGAUUGCUGGAUCCAGGGUUUUGCACGGACAAUAACAGCCAUAUGCGUCACGGAGGAGGAGAGAUGAGGGGGACGGAGUAAUGAGGGAGGUUCAGUGGUUGUAAGACAGCUUGUACAGCGUGAACGUACAUUGCGAUUAAGGUCCGAGAGGGGUUCCGACGUGACCGACUGGAAGGGACGGCACCGUAUAUACGCCCACACUACACAUUUUGAUUGAUGCAUUGACGCUCAUUGUAGCUAUGCAGGGUGCUCCAGUCAAUAUAGUGGUUGGAUCAUUUGUUUGGCUGGAAGAUCCUGAGGAAGCAUGGGUAGACGGGGAAGUUAUGGAAGUAAAUGGUGAAGAGAUCACCGUAGAUUGUACAUCUGGGAAGACGACUUACACAGGCAAUAUAUUGAUUGCCGUCAACCCCUUCCGGCGCUUACCUCAUCUAUAUGAUAGUCAUAUGAUGGGACAGUAUAAAGGGGCUGCGUUUGGUGAGCUGAGCCCACAUCCUUUUGCUAUUGCAGAUUCUGCAUACAGACUGAUGUUCAAUGAGGGCAUAAGCCAGUCAAUUUUAGUUAGUGGGGAGAGUGGAGCUGGUAAGACAGAGAGUACAAAGAUGCUCAUGCGUUAUCUUGCCCAAAUGGGAGGGAGGGCUGCAGCAGAGGGAAGGUCUGUGGAGCAGCAAGUGUUAGAGUCCAAUCCUGUUCUAGAAGCAUUUGGUAAUGCAAAGACACUGAGAAAUAAUAACUCAAGUCGUUUUGGAAAAUUUGUCGAGAUUCAGUUUGAUGAUAGGGGGAGGAUUUCGGGAGCUGCCAUCAGAACUUAUUUGCUGGAACGAUCUCGUGUUUGUCAGGUGUCUGAUCCUGAGAGAAAUUAUCAUUGCUUUUAUAUGCUUUGCGCUGCACCAACAGAGGACAUAGAGAAGUACAAAUUGGGAAAUCAAAGAACCUUUCAUUAUCUUAAUCAAUCAGAUUGCUAUGAACUGGAUGGAGUCGAUGAUUCUAAGGAGUAUCUUGCACUUAGGACAGCUAUGGAUGUUGUUGGGAUAGGUUCUGAUGACCAGGAUGCAAUAUUCAGAGUUGUGGCUGCAAUACUACAUCUAGGCAAUAUUGAGUUUGCGAAAGGAGAGGAAACAGAUUCAUCUGAACCUAAGGAUGAUAGAUCUUGGUUCCAUCUCAAAACUGCAGCUGAACUGUUCAUGUGUGAUGAGAAGUCUCUUGAAGACUCAUUAUGCAAACGUGUCAUUGUGACUCGUGACGAGAGUAUUACAAAAUCACUUGAUCCAGAUGCUGCCACUGUCAAUAGAGAUGCCUUGGCCAAAAUAGUGUAUUCGAGGUUGUUUGACUGGCUUGUGAACAAGAUCAAUAACUCAAUUGGUCAAGAUCCUGAUUCAAAAUUCUUAAUUGGGGUUCUGGAUAUAUAUGGAUUUGAGAGUUUCAAGACAAACAGCUUUGAGCAGUUUUGUAUAAAUUUGACCAAUGAAAAGUUGCAACAGCAUUUCAACCAGCAUGUUUUUAAGAUGGAGCAAGAAGAAUAUACCAAAGAAGAAAUUGAUUGGAGUUAUAUUGAAUUCAUAGAUAACCAAGAUGUUCUUGAUCUCAUUGAGAAGAAACCUGGGGGCAUCAUUGCUCUUCUUGACGAGGCUUGUAUGUUUCCUAGAUCAACACAUGAGACAUUUGCAGAAAAGCUUUAUCAGACAUUCAGAGACCACAAACGCUUCAGCAAGCCUAAGUUGGCUCGUAGUGACUUCACCAUUUCUCACUAUGCUGGUGAUGUAACUUACCAAACUGAGCUCUUCCUGGAUAAGAACAAAGAUUAUGUUGUUGCGGAGCAUCAAACUCUCCUCAGUGCUUCGAAGUGUUCCUUUGUUUCAGGCUUGUUCCCACCUUUACCUGAGGAAUCUUCCAAGACAUCAAAGUUCUCAUCAAUUGGUUCUCACUUUAAGCUACAAUUGCAAGCUUUGCUUGAAACACUUAGUGCCACUGAACCACAUUACAUCCGUUGUGUGAAGCCAAACAAUGCUCUGAAGCCGGGUAUUUUUGAGAAUAAUAAUGCUUUACAGCAACUGCGUUGUGGGGGUGUCAUGGAGGCAAUUAGAAUAAGCUGCGCUGGUUAUCCCACUAGGAAGCCAUUUGACGAAUUUGUAGGUCGUUUCGGAAUUCUGGCACCUGAGGUUUUGGAUGGGAGAUGUGAUGAGGUCACUGCUUGCAAAAGGCUUCUUGAAAAAGUGGACCUCAAAGGUUAUCAGAUAGGUAAAACAAAAGUGUUUCUAAGAGCAGGCCAGACGGCAGAACUGGAUGCUCUUCGUUCUUUGGUUUUAGGAAGAUCAGCUAGCAUCAUCCAGAGAAAAGUUCGCUCCUAUCUUGAUCGCAAAAGCUUUAUCUUAUUGCGGAGUUCUGCUACUGAAAUCCAAGCCUUGUGCAGAGGGCAAGUGGCGCGUUGUCGUUAUGAAUGCAUUAGAAGAGGCGCUGCUUGUUUGAAAAUCCAGAAACAUUCUCGCAGGUAUCUGGCAAAGAAAGCUUACAAGAAUCUAUGGUCGUCAGCUGUUUCAAUUCAGAUAGGCAUGCGUGGGAUGGCUGCGCGUAAUGAACUUCGGUUCAGAAAGCAAACAAGAGCAGCAGUGGUCAUCCAGAGUUAUUGCCGACAAUACCUGGCCCAUGCUCAUUAUAGGAGGAUAAAGAAAGCAGUUAUUUCCACACAAUGUGCUUGGAGAGGAAAAGUUGCACGCAGGGAAUUGCGAAAGCUCAAAAUGGCUGCUAAGGAAACUGGUGCUCUACAAGCUGCUAAGAGUAAGCUGGAAAAGGAAGUUGAAGAGUUGACUUGGCGUUUGCAGCUGGAGAAACGAAUGAGGGCUGAUUCUGAGGAGGCCAAAACACAGGAAAAUACAAAACUGCGGUCGGCUUUGCAAGAGAUGCAGCAGCAGUUUCAAGAAACGAAGGCCCUGCUUCUGAAGGAACGUGAGGCAACAAAGAGAGCCUCUGAACAAGUCCCAAUCAUACAGGAGGUCCCAGUUGUGGAUCAUGAAAUCAUGAAUAAACUUACUGCAGAAAAUGAACAGCUCAAGGCUAUGGUAAGUUCAUUAGAAAAGAAAAUUGAUGAAACAGAAAAGAAAUAUGAAGAAACAAGUAAGCUUAGUGAAGAGCGGUUGAAGAUGGCUCUGGAGGCAGAGACAAAGAUUAUCGAGUUAAAAACUUCGAUGCAGAGGCUGGAAGAAAAGCUCUCCGAUAUUGAAGCUGAGGACCAAAUUCAGCGGCAGAAAAUGUUGUUAAAUCCCUCUAUUAGAAGAAUGUCAGAGCAUUUGGCAAUCCCAGAAGCUCUGCCUCAAGAAAAUGGCCACCGUGAACCACAAAAGUCUUCUUCUGCAAAAAAGUUUGGCACAGAUUCAUCAAAAAAAUUGAGUCGGUCUCAGAUCGAACGGCAACAAGAGAGUGUAGAUGCUCUAAUCAAAUGUGUGACGGAAAAUGUUGGCUUCAGUCAAGGAAAACCAAUUGCGGCAUUUUCCAUAUACAAAUGUCUUCUCCACUGGAGAUCAUUUGAAGCGGAAAAAACUACUGUUUUUGACCGUCUAAUUCAGAUUAUUGGAUCUGCGAUUCGCGAGAAUGGGGAUGACAAUGUUCCUAUGGCUUAUUGGCUAUCUAAUUCCUCAACCUUGCUGUCCUUGCUUCAAGGGAGUUUGAAAGGCACUAGUGGUGCAAGGCCUCCUCAAGCUUCAUUAUUUGAGAGAAUGACUCAAGGUUUUCGUUCGUCCCCUUCUUCUGCCAACCUUUCCGUUGGUACACUACAUCCGGUUGAGUUUAAGCAACCAGCUAAGCUUUUUGAGGACCAACUAAGUGCUUUUGUGGAAACAAUAUAUGGAAUCAUUCGAGACAAUCAGAAGAAGGACUUGUCUCCACUUCUAGCUGCUUGUAUCCAGGCUCCCAGGACAUCAAGGAGUAGUGCUCUGAAGUCUUCUGGGCGAUCAUUUGGCAGUAGCCUUCCAGCUAGUCCAUGGCAAAGCAUUAUAGAGAGCCUUGAUGGCCUCCUCUCUGCCUUGAAGGAAAAUUUUGUGCCCCCAGGUCUUGUCAAGCGAAUGUUUUCUCAAAUCUUUUCAUAUAUUAAUAUACAGCUAUUCAAUAGCCUUCUUCUUCGUCGUGAGUGCUGCACAUUCAGUAAUGGUGAGUAUGUAAAGUCUGGGUUGGCUGAAUUAGAACUAUGGUGUGCCCGAGCAAAAGACGAGUAUGCAGGUUUGUCAUGGGAUGAACUCAAACACACAAGACAAGCUGUUGGAUUUUUGGUUAUACACCAGAAAUCAAGAAUUUCAUUUGAUGAAAUUAAAAAUGACCUCUGCCCCGUCUUAAGUAUUCAACAGCUUUAUAGAAUAAGCACACUAUACUGGGAUGACAAUUACAACACUCGAAGUGUAUCCCCAGAUGUGAUUUCCAGCAUGAAAGUUUUAAUGUCAGACGAAUCCAAUGAAGAUAGCAGCUCCUUUUUGUUGGAUGACAAUUCUAGUAUUCCUUUCUCAUUGGAUGAAAUUUCUAGUUCCCUUCAAGAGAAAGAUUUGAGUGAAGUCAAACCUGCUACGGAACUUCUUGAGAAUCCAGCCUUCCAAUUUUUACAGGAUUAGGGCUAUGGUUCUUGUCUUUCUCCUCAUCUUCGAGAUUUAGGCAUUUAGCUAAGAUUGAAGAGGAACAAGAAGUCCUGCAGUCAAUGCUGCACUGUAAAUUCUUCUCCAAUUUUAUCUUUUUGUUCUUCUUCUUUCUUUUUUUUUCUAGCAUCCAUUGCCUCAUGUAUUAUUAUUCUUUUUUAAAUUAGGGUUGUAAAAAAUUGGCUAGGCUGAUUUAGAUAAUUAAGGGGGCAGGGGCUGCGUUUGACACUUUCUCUAGCUCUGUUUUGUCACUCCCUUUCUCACCUCCUUUUUAAUUUAUUUAUUUUAUAAAAAUCUCAACUAGGGUUUUUUUAAA